AUGCCGCUCGACAAUGAACAGAUGCAAGUGGUCGAGGCUCCGAUCAAUUGCCACAUCCGCGUGCUGUCCACGCCCGGCGGGGGCAAGAGCUCCGUCCUUGUAGCCAGAGUGGUCCAUCUGAUCGAACACUGUCACGAGGACGCCAGCUGCAUGCGCAUCAUGUCCUUCUCGCGCCAAUCCGCGGCCGAGGUGGCUUCCCGCCUCCCGGAAGGGGUCCGCUGCUCGACAAUCCAUUCGUUCUGCAGCGAGCUUUCCUUCCGGCUUGAGCCCACCUUUGAGGAUCCCGAGCGGUGCCUCAUCGGGGCCGAACGACUCGCAGCAGACGAGGAGGAUGCCGCGCGAGAGCUCUUUAGCCCCGACGAGUUCCUCUUCCGCCUCCGUGACCUGUUGACCGCUGGGAAGUGCAAGCACGACGACGUCGAUGGCCUUCGCUUCCUCUUUGUUGACGAGAUGCAGGACCUGUGCCCCGUCCAAUUUGAUGUCAUCAGGCUCCUGAGCGAGCUCUUUGGGGUGCGGGUUUUCGGAGUGGGUGAUAGAAAUCAGAACAUCUAUGGCUUCCGGAGCUCCGAUGCAAGGUUUCUGGACGAGAUGGAGAAGCUCCCAAGUCAUGAGUGCAUAUCCUUUGAGCUGACGCGCAACUACCGCAGCCUGCCACCCAUCAUCUCCUUUUCAAACGCGCUCGUGGAGGGGAGAAAGCGGAUGGUUGCUGCGAGGUCGGCAGAGCUUGAGGCGGCACCAACCCUGACUUGCUUUGAGCACCAGGGCCAGGAGCUAAGCUGGGUGGUAGAACAUGUGUGCAAGCGGCCGGCAGGGGACCUUGCAGUCAUUGCCAGGACGCGCAGGGAGGUCUUCCUCCUCGCGCACAAGCUGGUCGAGAGGGGUGUUCCCAACAAAGUAAUUGUCACAGAGGGGGACUCUGCAAAGCUCCUCAAGGACUCUGAGAGCGUGUCACUCUGCACGAUGCACGGCUCCAAGGGCUUGGAGUGGCCUGUGGUCUACUUGGUCGGUUUGAAUGACCGCCACAACAAGUCCUUGCUGACAAAGGUGGAGCAGGAGCAGGAGGACAACCUGCUGUUUGUUGCAACCACCCGGGCCCGAGACGAGCUGCACAUCACCUCUCCUUACGGAACCGUCAGCCGUGUCAUCUCACGGGUGCCUCGUGAUCUCUUUCUGAGCACUCCCCCAGACAAGAGCAGGGGGGUUGUGAAGCCAAGGUUCUCGGAGGGGGGGCGCGACCCGUACGUGCGAAGCGAUCGCUCAGUCUCGAGCUUUGUGCAAUACUGCAGUGGUGCGCUCUACCAGCAGAUGAAGGAUGGUGGCCUUCUGCCCCGCCGCUUUCCUGGUGCGCGCAUCGAGAGGCUCCAUGCUGCGCACCCGUUUCCCAAGGCAUUUGAGGAUUCAAAGGCACUGUACGGGUCGAUCGUGGAGCGCGUCAUCUUCAAGCAAGUGGACAAGCAGGUCAGGGAACGUGCAAUCCGGGCGGGUGGUUCUUCGGACCUGCUUCACAUGCGCAGUCAGGACUCCCACGCGAGCCGCUGCUUCCUCUAUGUGAGGACGGACCGCCUCACCUGGGACACGCGUGCGGCUACAGAGGAGGAGCUCCGGGUUCAAAAGGAUGCACUGGCCUCCGAGUUCGGGCUGACUGCCGAGCACGUCAGGGAGUACGACAUCAGGUCACAACCUGCCUACGUCGGAUCCAAGGGCGUCCUCUACGCUCAGCACGCUGACGAGGCGCAUGCUCGGGCCUUUGACGGUCGGAUCAGGGGCAUCCGAGAGUCGUACAAGCGAUACAUCAAGAAUGACGUUGAUCUGGGAACAGAGGAAGGCCUCCGCGUGAUCUCGGAUGUUGCAACCUGUGCACACAUCUGUUCCGCCCCGGCAAGGACGCACCUGCUCUUCAAGCGGCCUGCUUGUGGCAGUCUAGACAUGGACUCCAAUUUGGGGCUUCUCCAACAAACCGCAAAGGUGGUCCGCAAGCCGUUAGGACCCCAUUUUGACAAGCAUCCGCCUCAAGUGAUUACGUCUCCACCAGACAUUGCAAAAUCUCCGUACAUGCUGCGCACUUUUGGAGUAGCAACGGACCUUGACAUCUCUAUUGAAGCAGUUAAGGGGAUCUGCGACCUGGUAAUUGGCACGACCAUGGUGGAGAUCAAGGCGUCAAUGGAGCCCGGUGGAGUGCAGAUUGGCUGGGUGUUGCAGGCGCUUCUCUAUGCAGCGCUGGCACGAGAGAGGGGGUUGGACAUUCAAGAGAUCGCAAUCUAUAAUCCAUUAAAGGGCUUUCUUUGGCGAGCGCCGAUCAGCGAAUGGACAAAAGGGCCAGAGCUAUUGAGAUUGGUCGCAGAGGAGACCUCAUCACAGCCGAUCCGCGAGCUCAUUCCCAGGUAUGCCAACAUGGCCCUUGACCUUUGCAAGAAUUAG
Molecule: messenger RNA, 2418 nt
Organism: Klebsormidium nitens
Lineage: Eukaryota; Viridiplantae; Streptophyta; Klebsormidiophyceae; Klebsormidiales; Klebsormidiaceae
Source: the annotation of a GenBank genome assembly